AUGUCCAACGUUUGGUUUUUCCAUCGACGACGGCAGGACUCUAACACAGAAUCAGAUGGCGUUGCGAUUGUUAAGAGAACCGCAUCAGAAAAGUGUUCAACAAAUAAGUCAUCUGGGGAUCGGAGUGAUCUCGUGCCUCCUCUGGUUCCACAAAGAAAUGUGGAUUCCAAACCUGAUGGCCUGAAUCAUUCGGAUAGUCUCGACAACAUGGCACAGCACAUUCCUAGGGUUAGAGUGGAGUUCUAUGUGAAUGAAAACACUUUGAAGGAACGUCUUCAGCUGUAUUUCAUUAAAAAUCAAAGAUCCAAAUCGACGACCAUGUUUCUCCAUUCUUCUUAAUUCCUGCCCAGACUCUCCUAAUUCAAACUUCUCAUCUCCCAGACUCUUCAAACUUCUCAUCUCCCAGACUCUCCUAA
Messenger RNA from Limulus polyphemus (Atlantic horseshoe crab), 416 nucleotides. RefSeq names its product potassium channel subfamily T member 1-like. The transcript is spliced from 3 exons. The coding region runs from base 1 to 339 and encodes 112 amino acids. The record is from RefSeq and is a predicted model, not a curated record. NCBI's taxonomy places the organism in Eukaryota, Metazoa, Arthropoda, Merostomata, Xiphosura, Limulidae.